Schizosaccharomyces cryophilus OY26 is the source of this 1747-nucleotide messenger RNA. RefSeq names its product cysteine synthase Cys12. Gene Ontology annotation, molecular function: cysteine synthase activity. The transcript has a single exon. Gene Ontology annotation, cellular component: cytoplasm. Bases 250 to 1440 code for a protein of 396 amino acids. Lineage: Eukaryota; Fungi; Ascomycota; Schizosaccharomycetes; Schizosaccharomycetales; Schizosaccharomycetaceae. The record is from RefSeq and is a predicted model, not a curated record.
CAACAAAUUACGAACCAUCGUCGAUUUUCAGGUACAUUCUUGGUAUUUACGAGAAUCAAACGGUUUCUCUAUUUUAUUUUUCGUUUGUUUGUUGAAACGCAGUUCGUAAGUCAUCUCUACUACUUGGAAUUUUGGUACUUUUGGAACAAGUCUUCCUGGUUUUUGAUAGAGUAUUGAGGCAAACAUCUUUGCGAUAAUUUUUUUAUAUUUAUUUCUUUUGAUAUUCAACUGAAAAUUCACGCUAUUCUCAUGUCAAAACGACAUCAAGACAUUUUUGGCGGCGUUAUUGCCGGCGCUGUCGUCUGCUAUAUUUUGCAGAAAUGGAUAGGAUCACGAAACCAAACCAACCAAGAAGAGACGGACUUGAAGGAAGAAAUUGUUGAGGGUGUGGAAGGUCUUAUUGGAAAUACCAAGCUCGUUAAAAUCAAGUCGUUGUCUGAAGCAACUGGCUGUGAAAUAUUAGCCAAGGCCGAGUUUUUAAAUCCUGGAAACUCUCCCAAGGAUCGUGUUGCCCUUGAAAUGAUCCAAAGUGCCCAAGACAGGGGUCAGCUCGUCCCUCACCAAAACGACGUUGUCUAUGAAGGGACCGCAGGAUCUACUGGGAUUUCUCUUGCUAUGCUAUGUUGUUCUCUUGGUUAUAAAUGUCAUAUCUUUAUGCCGAGCGAUCAAGCCAAGGAAAAAAGUGAUGUCUUGGAGUUGCUGGGAGCCCAUGUUCAGCGUGUGCCCCCUGCUCCCAUCGUUGAUCGUAAUCAUUUCGUGAACUCUGCUCAAGACCAUGCUCUUCGACAUACAAAGGACAAAUCUAUUCCAGGACAAGGAUACUUUUCCAACCAGUUUGAAAACCCCGCAAAUUGGCAAGCACACUAUAAAACUACCGGCCCAGAAAUUUGGCGUCAGUGUGGAGGAAAGUUAGAUGCAUUUGUAGCUGGUUCCGGAACUGGAGGAACCAUGGGAGGUAUUGCAAAGUAUCUUAAAUCGGAAAAACCUUCUAUAAAAAUCUGCCUGGCAGACCCUCCAGGAAGUGGUCUCUAUCACAAAGUCCUCCAUGGCGUUAUGUUUGACUUAGCAGAACGGGAAGGAACUCGUCGUCGACAUCAAGUCGACACUAUUGUUGAGGGUGUGGGUAUAAACCGCAUGACUCGCAAUUUUUCUAUAGCUAGGCCUCACAUUGAUUAUGCGUAUAGAGUCACAGACGAACAGGCUGUGGCUAUGUCUCGAUAUUUGAUUGUCAAUGAUGGCUUCUUUGUUGGUAGUUCUUCCGCUAUUAAUUGCGUUGCUGCAGUUCGUCUUGCCAAGCAACUUGGUCCUGGUCAUCGAAUUGUCACAUUACUCUGUGAUCCUGGAAAUCGCCAUUUCUCUAAGCUUUACAACCCGGAAUUUUUGAGAAAGAGAAAGCUGGAUCCAUCUCUCCCCUCUUCUCUAGAAUUUGUCAAUCCCUAAUUCUUCAUAUACAUUCGACUCACAAAGAUCUGCUCCUUGUUUUCUCCUGCAUUUAAGGUUUUCUUUUUGAUAUUCACUUUUUGGAACUUAUCCCUGUUACUCAAAAUCUGUGUUUGAUCGAGCUUCUCAUUCACAAUAUUCUUUGCUUCCAAUUAUUUUUGUCUUUUCCUUCUGACACCUUGUUGAAAGUCAUUUCAUUCUACUCUAUAAAAAAAGAGAAAGAACUGUACACUAGAAAUCAAUGUUUUCAUUUUCAUAUCUUCACUCUCUGACCUCUUUCUCUCCUGAAUUUCCAUCUACCAUUCCC